GUUCUUUUGAUAUCCGUCAUCGAGGCAUUCAUCAACGAUGGCAUCCUUUAGAUUCUGCAUGGAGUGCAACAACAUGUUGUAUCCCAAGGAAGACAAGCUGAACCAGCGGCUUCUGUACUCGUGCCGUAACUGCCCUUACAAAGAGCUCGCGAGUGAUCCGCGAGUCUACCGGAACGAGAUCUUGGCUGAUGUCAGUGAGACGGCGGGCGUGACGCUUGAUGUUGGAACUGAUCCUACUCUGCCCCGAUCAAACAAGGAAUGCCCCCGCUGCCACCACAAAGAAGCAGUGUUUUUCCAAAGUCAGCAGCGAAAAGCCGAGACAAACAUGGUGCUGUUCUAUGUAUGUGUUGAUUGCGGCAAGAUCUUCCAUUAGAGAUCUUGUAUUAUCUCUUAUAAAACCACGGAGGUUAUAGUGUACAUUAGUGGUCUAUUCGUUACAUGGAGUUUUGC
Messenger RNA from Myxozyma melibiosi, 450 nucleotides. RefSeq lists its product as uncharacterized. Bases 38 to 373 code for a protein of 111 amino acids. The record is from RefSeq and is a predicted model, not a curated record. NCBI's taxonomy places the organism in Eukaryota, Fungi, Ascomycota, Lipomycetes, Lipomycetales, Lipomycetaceae. Gene Ontology annotation, biological process: maintenance of transcriptional fidelity during transcription elongation by RNA polymerase II; DNA-templated transcription; transcription-coupled nucleotide-excision repair. Gene Ontology annotation, cellular component: RNA polymerase II, core complex. Gene Ontology annotation, molecular function: nucleic acid binding; DNA-directed RNA polymerase activity; zinc ion binding. The transcript has 5 exons.